This is a messenger RNA of Telopea speciosissima, 1033 nucleotides long. Its product is annotated as universal stress protein PHOS34-like. The transcript is spliced from 3 exons. The record is from RefSeq and is a predicted model, not a curated record. NCBI's taxonomy places the organism in Eukaryota, Viridiplantae, Streptophyta, Magnoliopsida, Proteales, Proteaceae. Bases 52 to 765 code for a protein of 237 amino acids.
CCCAAACCCGGUAAGGCCUAGACGCCUCGAUUUUUCUCUGCUUCAUCCGGAAUGCUUUCGAAGCAAAGUCCGACGGAAUCCGACCGUCCGGUUCCCACCAUCCAACCGUCCUCACCACGCUUUCCACUAUCAUCCGCUUCUACACCCACCUCCGGGGCCCAUCGGCGGAUCGCCAUCGCCGUUGAUCUCAGCGACGAAAGCGCAUUUGCCGUUAAAUGGGCUGUGCAGAACUACCUUCGCCCCGGUGACGCCGUGAUCCUGCUUCACGUGCGUCCCACCAGCGUCCUCUAUGGUGCUGAUUGGGGCUCCGUUGACCAAUCCGUCGAUACCGACGAAGAGUCCCAGCAGAAGCUCGAGGAUGAUUUCGAUGCCUUCACCACCACCAAAGCUACCGAUCUGUCACAGCCUUUGGUUGAUGCCCAGAUCCCUUUUAAGAUCCAUAUCGUCAAGGACCACGACAUGAAGGAGCGCCUUUGCUUAGAGGUCGAGAGGUUAGGGUUGAGUGCUGUGAUUAUGGGUAGUCGAGGGUUUGGUGCGUCAAAACGCAACAGCAAGGGACGACUUGGUAGCGUCAGUGAUUACUGCGUCCAUCACUGUGUUUGUCCCGUGGUUGUUGUUAGAUAUCCCGAUGAAAAAGACGGAGCUGCUGCUGCUCAAGCUGAUGCUGCCAACGCUAGGGCGGCGGCCAAAGAGGCAGAGCUGCACCCAGUGCCGGAGGAAGAUCAGGAGUAUCACGAUGCCCCCGAGGAACAGAAAGAAGCUUGAGUGUUGCUUGGUUCAUGGCAUGGACGUACCGACUCCAGAAAGUGAAGAAGGCAAUUGAGUCUACUGGAGGCUGGGGAAGCUGAGAUUUGAGAUGUUUUGGUGGGUUAGAUUCAUGCCAUGUAUAUUGAACAGUGGUUAGUAGUGUUGCUGCAGUCUCUCCGUCUUUCAUAUAUAUGUACUAUGAGAUGAUUGAUGGUAUUUGUGUGGUUCCUGGGGUUCUUUCGGUUUCAUGUAGGUCAUGAGAAAAGGUUUUAAUGCUUUGUGAAAU